AUCUUAGGGGCAACAAGACCCAUCACUCUCUAUACCAACACUCAAAGAUAUAAUCAUCUCUGCUCAUUAUCGAUGAACGGUUGUCAAGUUCGAAACCCUAUAACUCCCCUUGGGAUGACUGAAACUCGCACUUUUUCACCGGUUUCGUCACCUGCCAUGGCCAUGGACCGAUUAAAUUCCGCAAUUAUAAAGUUGGGGUGCGACCCACCGGUGUUCGAGUCCGGAAUCAUAAGGCUCCAGGUUCCAAUCGAACAGCAAAUAGAAGCAAUCGACUGGCUACGUGGUCAGCAACAAUUUCAGCAUCUUCCUCGAUGUUUUUUCUCCGGAAGAAGGCAACCAAGAAUCAAUGGAAAUGAUUUAUUUGAUUACGACACCAAUAAUCGGGAUUCAUCUCCGGUCAGCAUUGCUGGUUUGGGAUCCGCUGUCUUCUUUCGCCAUUUCACCCCCUUUUCACUCCAUGAUUGGCGAUCUAUUAAGAGGUUCCUUUCUAAGAAGUGCCCAUUGAUUCGUGCUUAUGGAGCCAUCCGCUUUGAUGCAUUGGCUAAUAUAUCAUCUGAAUGGGAAGCUUUUGGAUCAUUCUUCUUCAUGAUUCCACAGGUUGAGUUUAAUGAGUUUGAAGGAAGUUCAAUGCUAGUAACUACUAUUGCCUGGGAUCAAUCCCUUUCAUGGACAUUUAAGAAGGCAGCACAUGCACUUCAGGCAACCAUGGGACAGGUUUCAUCCAGUAUUGUAAAAUUACGAAAAGAGGUUCCUACUACAUCCAUUCUUAGCAGCAAUAAUGUUCCCAGUAAGAAAUUGUGGGAUUUUGGUGUUAAUAGAGCAUUACAGAUGAUAAACAAAAACAACUCACCACUUAUCAAGGUUGUGCUUGCACGUAGCAGCAUAAUUAGGACCUCGGCUGAUAUUGAUCCUUUGACAUGGUUGGCAUCUUUACAGGUUGAAGGUAAAAAUGCUUACCAGUUCUGUCUUCAACCUCCUGAUGCGCCGUCAUUUAUUGGGAACACUCCAGAGCAAUUAUUUCAUCGGAACAGAUUUGACAUUUAUAGCGAAGCAAUGGCUGGAACCCGAGCUAGAGGUGACUCAAAGGCCCUGGACCUGCAGAUUGAACUGGAUCUACUUUCCAGCUCUAAGGAUGAUAAUGAGUUCGCUAUAGUGCGGGAGUGCAUAAGAAGAAAACUAGAGGCUGUAUGUACAACAAUAUUGGUUGAACCAACGAAAACAAUUCGAAAGCUCCCAAGAGUACAGCACCUUUACGCCCGAUUAAGAGGCAGACUGAGAAGUGAAGAUGACGAGUUUGACAUUUUAUCUUCACUUCAUCCAACUCCAGCUGUCUGUGGAUUCCCUACUGAAGAGGCACGAGUUCUGAUAGCAGAAACUGAAAUGUUUGACCGAGGAAUGUAUGCUGGUCCAGUUGGUUGGUUUGGAGGAGGAGAGAGUGAGUUUGCUGUCGGUAUACGUUCAGCCUUGGUUGAAAAGGGGCUUGGAGCAUUAAUCUAUGCUGGGACAGGGAUAGUGGAAGGAAGUAGUUCAUCACAAGAGUGGGAUGAACUGGAACUGAAGACAUCUCAGUUCACCAAGCUGAUGAAACUGGAGGUGCUCUCUCUUGAUACAAAGAAGACGAUGUUAUUUGAAAAGUAAAACUAAAAAGUGUAAAGGGACCAGAUUAUAUGUCGUGUGGACUGACCAAUCAUCACCUGAUGCCUGUCUUCAUUCAUUCACCUAAGGUGCAGAUGCCAAUGCAGGUGACAGGAGCCGAAUGUUGAAUUUCGCCCCCACCUAGGAAGAUUAUUUUGAUGAAGAUAGCUUUCUUUUUGCUCAUCAAAUGUUUAAAGUUUGAAUGAUCACCAAAUCAAUUACAAGUAGAUAGUUUUGUUUUUGUUUUCUUUUUGCUGAACAGCCAAAAUAGUUAUGAUCUUUGGCUGGUUUUACCUCUUUAUUGACUAUUAUUUGGGUUUGAAACCCUGCUUCAUUUAAUACAUCAAUACUUGUAUA
Molecule: messenger RNA, 1992 nt
Organism: Cynara cardunculus var. scolymus (artichoke)
Lineage: Eukaryota; Viridiplantae; Streptophyta; Magnoliopsida; Asterales; Asteraceae
Product: isochorismate synthase, chloroplastic
Exons: 16
Coding region: 73-1638 (521 amino acids)
Biological process (GO): phylloquinone biosynthetic process
Cellular component (GO): plastid
Molecular function (GO): isochorismate synthase activity
Source: RefSeq, a predicted model, not a curated record